Puccinia graminis f. sp. tritici CRL 75-36-700-3 is the source of this 1650-nucleotide messenger RNA. RefSeq lists its product as uncharacterized. NCBI's taxonomy places the organism in Eukaryota, Fungi, Basidiomycota, Pucciniomycetes, Pucciniales, Pucciniaceae. The transcript has 3 exons. The record is from RefSeq and is a predicted model, not a curated record. The coding region runs from base 1 to 1650 and encodes 549 amino acids.
AUGGUCGAAACUAACAACACACGAGCGACUUCAAAGAAAAUCAAAGAUACCGCGUCCUUGAAGAACAAGAGCGACGACAUCUCAAUCGCGAACGCCCUAGUCCCACAACCGAGCGCUUUAGGCAUGACACCAGCCACACCAACAAACACCACGUCUCAAGCCCACAGCGGCAGCCCUUUGCCGGCAUCAACCCAAGCCCACAGCGGCAGCGCGUCGAGCAUCAUGCACGCACAUGGCCAAGCUCAUAGUAGCGGCUCUUUCAAUAGUGGGAAAGCAAUGAAUAAGAACACUCGAGAGGACGGGACAGUAGUCAUUGACACCGUAUACCCCCAUGAUGCAAGCGAUUUACGCAGAGACCGAGCCCCCGCGGCAUCAUUACAGGAACUGUCCAAAGAGAAGUCCGCUAUAGCCGCGACUCCUGAUGAAGAGGAGAUCGACGAGGAUAAUUCCCCAGCCAUUGCGGUCUCGUCUGUUAUGACAGAACGACAAAACAUGUGGCACCGAGCAUUAGCCGCGCAAGACGCAGGCGACGAGUCCCUAGCUGAGAUGCUAUUCGGCGCGAUAGGCCGCAUCGGCGCGAAUCAGCCCAAGAUCCCCGCAAAGAAAGCAGAAGCCGAUGUCUUUGCUUUACCAACUCGCACAGCAUCAGGCGGAGUCAUAUACCAGGAACUAGCCCCCGCGUUACCAUGUAUCGAAAGCAAACCAGCCCAGACGCCAGAAAAAUUUUUCUUAACCGAAGGCGACCUAGUCUACGCUAUCGGGACGGUGACAAACCACAAUAGUGUCGGUUUUGCACCGUUCUUAGACGAGAACAUCCAUAAACUCAGAUCUCCGCUGCCACUUACAAUUUUUAAUCGGAAAUGGCAACAAAGAGCCAUGGCGCAUCACCUAGACCGCCGGCAGAGAUCAGAUGAUUCGUCUAGCGAUAAAGAAAAGUCCGGAGGAUAUAAAGGAUUUGCCUUCGUGCAAGAAUGGACUCAGACUUAUGCACAGUGGACUAGAAACCACCGCGCUUUCUGCAAGACACUCCAUGACGUUUACAAGAUCAAGAAAUUCUCGAAGCUGCUUGCGACCCACAAGAAUAACUGUGAUGAUAUUACCGAAGAAUUUGGUUUCAUGGUCGCUUUCCGUUACGACAUGGAAGUAAGAAAUAAUACUUUCUCUCAUCGGAUCACGGAUGAAGACGUCAAGAACGCAAUCCCUGAUAUAUCGCAACGUAAAGAAUCUGUCGUCGAACAGUGUUAUAACGUCUGCCGAAAUUUUGGCGAGCUCGAAUGGGAAGAGAAUCUAUACGCCCCUGGGUUAUCACACUGUGGCCAAGACCCAUUGACGGGCUAUCUGAAACCAUCAAAGUUCGGUAACCAUCCCAAUAACGGUUAUCAGAACAACUCCAUGAUUAAUAACCCAAUCUCGGGCGGACAAUGGGUAAAUCAGUCAAACAACCCCUAUGGCAGCAACAACAACCACAACAUGAACAGAAACAAUAAUGCUUUCCACUUCCAGAACAACAACAACAGCAACAAUAAUAAUCCAAACAACAACAAGCGGCCUAGGGGUGGUUACAGAGGCGGCAAUUAUUCCAAUAAUUUUCAAGGAAGAAACGAGGCACACGCAAACACACUCGGGAAGAAAGGACACCCAAAUAAGUAG